This is a messenger RNA of Penaeus vannamei (Pacific white shrimp), 1254 nucleotides long. NCBI's taxonomy places the organism in Eukaryota, Metazoa, Arthropoda, Malacostraca, Decapoda, Penaeidae. The record is from RefSeq and is a predicted model, not a curated record.
AUGUCAGUUGAGAACAGCUUCACACCAGUACAGUAUAUUUUUGUAUGUAUAUGCACUCCACUCUCUCAGCUGCGGAAGUUGUCAUGGUGUGUCAACGUAGUCGUCCUGAGUGAAGAUUUUACUUUCUUGACGACCUUUGCCGAGUCGUCACUCCAGGGCCGCCUUCUGGAGUGGGCCACGAGGCUCAUGGUUGUCACCCGCCUGCCCCUUCAGGAGCUUCAUCAGCUUCUGAAGAACUAUUGGACCUUCUCCAUGAUGAACACGAUUGUCAUUCAUGCAGGAGGAGCACCCAGGGGGCCAUGGUGUAGUGUAUAUACUUACCUGCCGUACAGUCCCGCUGGAGGGCAGGUGAAGCUAGUUGCGUCCUGGACACCCGUGAAAGGCCUUCUUCGCUUAACCGACCUUCCCUUCUUCUAUGACAAAUUUUCAAAUUUCUACGGCGCCACGAUGAACGUCACCGCUAAGGACUACAAGCCGUACUGGUUCGAGCUCAAGGAGGAGGCAGCCGACGGGUCCAAGAAGCUCACCGGGAUGGACUACCUGCUCCUUGAGACGGUCGCUAAGGCUCUGAACUUUUCCAUUAAGGUUCUCCCCAUCGCUAACUGGGCUGAGGCACUGGACAGGGUGGUGUCCAAGGAUGCCUUCAUAACUCCAGUCAUUCACGCAGUCCUACGGCAGAGGCUGAAGCGCUUCGAGUACACGAUUCCCUACACUUAUGCCUCGUACUCCCUUAGCAUGAAAAUGCCUGAACUCACUCCCCAGUGGCAGAGCCUCUACUACCCUCUGGCGGGCAUAGUGUGGGUGUCCGUGGUCGUGGUAACGGGACUGAUGAUUGUGGUCAUGUAUGUGUCCCCGCGGCGGCUGGAGCCCGGGACCCGUCGUGCUGGAGGUCGUCGGGCGCUCUUCUACCAGAACCUCUUCAAGACGCUCCCGACCACCGACCCGAGCCGCGUCCUGGUCGUCUUCUGGCUGAUCUUCGCCUUCGUCGUCGGGACGGCUUAUCGCGGGAACCUCACGCCGCCCUCACGCUGCCCAAGUACCGCUGAAGCCAGAGACACUGUCAGAGGUGGUGAGAGGUCGUGCACAAUUACAAUCGAACCCUGGGGGAAGGAUUACAAGACGUUCUUCAAGGAGUCGGGCACUGAAGUCUUCAUGAAACUCGCUGACAUGAUGGAACUCGGACCUGCUCUUCUUGACGGCCUCCAGGAAGCUACAGAAGAUGCAUCAAUGGUUCCUAAACUUGUGGCCAUGUAG